AUGGUCACAAUGAAUUUGAAUUCCACAACCACCAUCCUCCCGUUCAUCGCUGAAAUAUUCUCUCGUGUCGGAUUCGUUUGCACCUGUUUAUUCAACAUCAUUCUGAUCUACCUGACCGCAUUCCACACUGAGAGGAUAACCGGUGCUUAUAAGUACCUUAUUAUCCUAUUCUCCCUGGUUUGUAUCUCAUUUUCAUGUCUGGAAGUGUUGGCUCAUCCGUAUCUUCACAAUUAUAAUGGCGGAUUUAUAUAUUUCAGUUUGAAUGACUAUUUAGGCGCGUCGCAGGCCUUGUUGAGGUUUUUUAUUGAGGCGUAUAGUGGGGCUUACGCUGCUAUUAUGUGCAUGGUGGCGGUGCAAUUUGUGUUUCGAUUUGCCACGUUGAUGAACCGCCGAACCCUCUUAUCCACCUUCACCGGAUUCAAUUUCAUCAUCUGGAUCAUCUACCCUCUAAUUUUCUGUGUUCUGUUCGGUGCGAUGACCCAUUAUUGUGCUCAGGCGGAACCGUUUUCCGACGAUUAUAUGGAAAAAGAGCUCCGCCGUGUCUACAAUUUGGAUAUUGAAAAAACAGCGAGAUUCAUUGUGAUCGCUUAUAACGCCGACGGCUCUGUGAGAUGGUUUAAUUUGGUGUUUCUGUUUGGUGCCAUGAUAAUUCUGAGUGCUCAAUACGCUGUGAUUAUCUAUUGCGGGGUACAAAUGCAAAUGAAAAUGAAGAAGGAAUUAAAGAAUUUCUCGUUGCCGAAUCGAAAGUUGCAGCAACAGUUUUUCAAGGCAUUGGUGGUGCAGAUCACCCUGCCCACACUCCUCUUCCAUCUCCCAGCUCUCCCCGUCCUUUUCUCCCCAUUUUUCAACAUUGAAUUCACAUUUCAAACCGGCUUUAUCUACGCCGUAUUCAGCUUGUACCCUCCGAUAGAAACCGUCGCUUUCAUGAUGAUAGUCUCAGAGUACAGUAAUAUUUUUAAGAAAAAAGUCCUGCGCCGACCUUCUGCACCAGAUGUCAACAAGAAACGUAUCUCCUCGGAUAUCAGUAUUCAUUAA
This is a messenger RNA of Caenorhabditis remanei, 1035 nucleotides long. RefSeq lists its product as uncharacterized. The transcript has 6 exons. The coding region runs from base 1 to 1035 and encodes 344 amino acids. The record is from RefSeq and is a predicted model, not a curated record. NCBI's taxonomy places the organism in Eukaryota, Metazoa, Nematoda, Chromadorea, Rhabditida, Rhabditidae.